Messenger RNA from Leptosia nina, 2001 nucleotides. NCBI's taxonomy places the organism in Eukaryota, Metazoa, Arthropoda, Insecta, Lepidoptera, Pieridae. The record is from the annotation of a GenBank genome assembly.
AUGAGUACAACUUGUAAAUACUGCAAUCACCCUGAGGAUAAGCAAACUCAGCCUGGCCUAAUAUGCGAGAAUUGCUUCUGCUUCGUGCAUGUUACGUGUCUCAAAACAUCGGGGACUCCGGGACAUAUAUCUGGCGAUGUUUUCUUUGAUUUUGUUUGCCAGGAUUGCUCCGCCAAUAAUGAAGAAACUUUUAACCGCAACAAAAUUCAAUGGGUACAUGUUCUACUCUUAACUGUGAACCACUUAAGUAACCAUAUGAGUGGAAUGAGCAACCAUGGCUACUUUCACUACAAAACACACAUCUGCUCCUUCAUCGAUAGAUAUUGGACACAUUUAUUUGGAUCACAAUUUAAACAGAAAAAAAACUGGAUAGGUACAAUAGCUGGAGCGCUGUCAGUGUAUAGCAACUUGUUAUUCCAAUCAGGACUGGCACAGUUAGGUGAAAGUGGAUGGUGGAAACUCAAACAUAACUUCAGCCCAGCUGUUGCUGCUCAUAUAAUUCAGGAGACAUCGCGCGAUAAACCAAAAGGCCGACCUCGGAAUCAACUUGGAAUGGAUAUAACCCUUUUUAUUGCAAAAGUUACUGAAUUAGGGUACAAAGAUCAAUUAGUUGAAGAAAUAUUUACUGAAGUAACAAAGGUUCCUCCUGCAAAGAAAAUCAAGUUGGAAUUUGAAGAUUCUGAUUUUAAUUGUGAAGAUUACUACCCUACAUCUAAUUAUAAGACAGAUAAAGUAACAUUGCCAAAACAAGAGGUUGAAGAGUAUUUAGAGGCAUCCACAGCUAGUUUUUCCUCCCGGGACUACUCUGAUGUUGACAAUAUGUUCAGAAACUUUGAAUACACCCCAGCAUAUAUACCCCAGAGUGAUUCUUCAAGUGUACAUUCCUAUAAACACUUAUAUAACUACGACUCGGAUUCGCAUAGCUCAUAUAAAGAACUAACAUCAGACUCUGAAGUCAGGAAAGAAAUCAAAACAAAAAAGGUUGAAGAAGUACCAUAUAGCAGAGAAAGUUUAUUUUCUACACAGCUUAAUUCUGUUGAUAUGCCCUGGCUUGCUGAAAAAGAGCCUACCAAUGAGGUUGUGGAAAUGUCAGAAUACGAAGAGAUUCAUCUGCUUAAAACUGUGGAAGGUUUAAUUCAAAAAGUGAAGGAUUCAAAUAAAAAUGCCUAUCUGUGCAGACUGAAAGCAAAGCUGGCGUUACGAAGACUAAAACGACACAAACACUUGCCCAUGUUUGAUUUAGAUAAGUCAGUUCAAAUCCUCGGAGGUUAUGUGACAGAUGAUAAGAAAACGGUCAGCAAUAUAGAGAGGGUUCUAGAUAGAUUCCAGAGAACGUACCUUAUUGACAACCUCAGUGGAAUGAUAGCCAGCACAAAUUAUGGCACCGUGCUACUUUCUAAUAUUGAAUUGACGCCAUUUCGUUCUGCGUAUUCUGGAGUUACCCUCAAGCCUUAUAUACGUCGCGACUCUGAGACGACCCCCACUUGGUUGAAACUGAUGGACGAGUUGCUUAAAAGGACACAUAGGAACGAAGAGGACUAUGUUCCCCCUCCCAGGAGUACUAUAGACUACUCUUACGUUCAGCCACAACAUAUCGUUGCAGUCAACAAGUUGUGCGCGCAAUUCUUUUGGCCUGGGAUCGACCUGACUGAAUCACUUCAGUACCCUGAGUUCAGCUGUGUAGUCACCUACAAGAAGUUAGUGAUAGGAUGCGCCUUUCUUGUACCAGAUGCAGGUCAUAAUCAGGCAUACAUCUCUUUUGUGUUAACCAGACCAGAAUGGAGGCGUGCUAACAUUGCUUCCUUUAUGCUCUAUCAUUUGUUGCAGACAUGUUCUGGUCAAGAUGUGACUCUUCAUGUUUCACCAACUAAUCCAGCUGUAUUCCUUUACCAAAAAUUUGGUUUUAAGGUCGAAGAAUUAAUUCAAGAUUUUUACGAAAAAUACUACGAUAUCGAUUACAAAGGAUGUCGACACGCGCUCUUUUUGAGACUAGUCAGAUAG